AUGGCUCUUCUGGCAAAAGGAAGACCGCCAGAAGAUGAGUCGCAAAUGCCAAAGUAUCGAUUGGUGAUCAUCGGGGGCGGAGGUGUCGGAAAGAGUACGUUAACCAUCCAAUUCUUCCAGAAACAAUUCGUUGAUUACUACGAUCCAACAAUUGAAGAUCAAUAUAUACAGCACUGCGAAGUCGAUGGACAAUGGGUUAUAAUGGAUGUCCUCGACACAGCCGGACAAGAAGAAUUCGGAGCAAUGAGAGAACAGUAUAUGCGUUCCGGAAAGGGCUUCAUGCUAGUAUAUUCCGUUUGCGACAGGAAAUCCCUUGAAGAAGCAAAGCGUCUCUAUAAGCAGGUCUUACGAGUUAAGGAUUCGACUGAAGCGCCGGUGCUGCUUGUUGCGAAUAAGAUCGAUCUUUUGGGGCAGCGUGUCGUUAGUGAACAAGAAGGAAAAGCCUUAGCUGCUGAAUUGAGACUGCCCUACAUUGAGACAUCUGCAAAGGAUCCACCGAUCAAUGUGGAUAACGCUUUCCACGAACUUGUUCGAAUCGUGAAAAGCUUCCCAGACGAUGAAAUGGAGCAAACUGAGACUCCCGGUGCUAACACCAAGCAGCAGCGCAAAAAGGGCAAACAAAAGUGCGUUGUGAUG
Messenger RNA from Mesorhabditis spiculigera, 636 nucleotides. The record is from the annotation of a GenBank genome assembly. NCBI's taxonomy places the organism in Eukaryota, Metazoa, Nematoda, Chromadorea, Rhabditida, Rhabditidae.